AUGCCUGAACGCCUGCCGAACCACCCGCGCGAAUCCCACCGACGCCCCGCAGCCCUAGCAGUCCCAUGCCCCGAGAUCCAUGCAAGCGCGGCCCAUCGUCACUCCCUCGCCAUCGGCAUCGUCGUAUUCACCGCCGAGAGCGAAAGCACACUGGUUCUUGAUCAGUCUGAACUCCCUGAUGCGUGCAUCACUGGUGGGCUCAGGAGGUUGAACUUCGGCGGGAGUGCGCUGGUGGGUCCUUUGCCUUCUUUUACUGGUUUUGUUGGGUUGGAGGUCUUGGACUUUUCUUACAAUAAAAUGAGUGGAAGCAUUGGCUCAGAAUUAGAUGGGUUAGUCAAGUUGGGGAGUUUGAAUCUUAGUAUGAAUAUAUUCAAUGGGUCAGUUCCAGUUGACCUGUUCCGGGUUCUGAAGGAGCUCCAGCUUUCGGUGAAUGGGUUCGAAGGUGAAAUCCCUGAGGGAGUCAAAGAUUAUCGGAAUUUGGCGCUGCUUGAUCUCAGCGCGAACCAGCUUUCAGGCUCUGUCCCCGACAGACUUGGGGAGCUCCCAAGGCUGGAAGUACUGGUUCUCUAUUCCAAUCUUCUCAGCGGAAAAAUCACGAAUAGUCUAGCUAAUAUCACAACACUUUCCCGUUUCUCUGCGAACCAAAAUAACUUUCAGCGGCCCAAUUCCCAGCGGGGUUAA
This is a messenger RNA of Eucalyptus grandis, 681 nucleotides long. RefSeq names its product probable LRR receptor-like serine/threonine-protein kinase At4g36180. Gene Ontology annotation, molecular function: protein binding. The record is from RefSeq and is a predicted model, not a curated record. Bases 1 to 681 code for a protein of 226 amino acids. Lineage: Eukaryota; Viridiplantae; Streptophyta; Magnoliopsida; Myrtales; Myrtaceae. The transcript is spliced from 2 exons.